Molecule: messenger RNA, 3893 nt
Organism: Silurus meridionalis
Lineage: Eukaryota; Metazoa; Chordata; Actinopteri; Siluriformes; Siluridae
Gene: ajuba
Product: ajuba LIM protein
Exons: 8
Coding region: 179-2299 (706 amino acids)
Biological process (GO): cytoskeleton organization; positive regulation of miRNA-mediated gene silencing; regulation of DNA-templated transcription
Cellular component (GO): transcription regulator complex; P-body; adherens junction
Molecular function (GO): transcription corepressor activity
Source: RefSeq, a predicted model, not a curated record
UAUAUAUAUAUAUUGUCCUGUCCCUUGUCAUUUCACCUGCUGUGGAGAAAGACUUGAACGUUGUAUUGUGUUUACACUGUAUUUAUGAUACUGUAUUUAAGCUGUAGUCUUUAAAAAAAACUUUUCGGAAAAGUGCUCGUUCACAUUGUAUCAGGAUAUUUAUUAGACGUAGUGCGUCAUGGAGAGAAUCGGGACGAAACUUAAGCAGAAGUUUAAACUGGCCGAUUCGGGCAGUGUGAAGUUUAGUAAAAAGAAAAAUGAACUCUCCAACUCAAACAACAACGGUAACAGUGUGAAUAGUGCAGUGCCGGUUGCGGCCCACUUAAACCCAGGAACGAGCUCGUCACCUGCGAGUACAGCCCAGUUCAGCCUCACUGGCUCUCCCACCAUCGAGUCAACUUCAAGUGCCAGGUCAGCAAAGGUGGUCAACUCUCAGAGGGUGUCUUCCUGUGUUGUCUCUACCACCUCAGCACCUGUACCAGAAGAAUCUGGGCCUUCCCUCGAACACCAUCCAGUGACACUCGCUCCUUUGCGACGCCGCUCACCUCAGCAACGCGUAUCCUGUUACCUGCCUGAUUCCGUGGAGGGCCGGGGUGCCUGUGAUCCAUCAAGGCGUACUGAUUUGACACAAGGUGAGCAUGUCGACCCACAAGGCGCUUACAGCCCAAAUUCACGAGUCGCCCUAAAUCAGCGCAGAUAUUCUCUGGAGCUUCAGCAGCUUGUGAGAAGGCAGCAGCUCCUUGCCCAGGCUCCACUGUCUUCCAUGCCGCCUCCGUACCCAACGCCUGGCCCGGUUACUCGCGCAGGCUCUGCCGAGCCAAGCUUUCUGACUGAACCAGAACGCCACAAACGCUUCUCCCUGCAGGAGGCGCUUUUCUGCAAGCGCUGGAGCUCUGGGGGGGAACCAUGGGACAGCGGGAGGCCAGCAUCGCUUUCACAUCCUCCAAUGAGAAGUCAAGAUGGUGCUGGGGCUACCUGUUUCUUUCCUGCUGGACCAGCACUGAGCCCCUGCUCCUCCUUCAGCCUGCAGGAGUCAGUGUUAGCAAGCCCACGCUCAAGCUUUGCUAGCAGCACAGCUAGUGGAGGCGGUGGUGGUGUUGGAGGAGGGGGCACCAGCGGAAGUCCUAUUGGAAGCCCGUGCAGCAGCAACCGCACCAGCGGCAUAAGCCUCGGCUACGACAGUCGCCACGUGUCGAGCCUUGCCCAGCCGCUGCAUUUCUCCUCCACACAGUUAGGUGGUGCUGUCCCUGGGCUUGUGUUCCCAAUUUCUGGCCCUGGGAAAGCAGGAGCACCCCCAAUAGAGGUGUGGAGGGACUAUUUAGAACGAACCUCAGGGAUUGGAGGAGGUUUCCAAGAUGGAAGACAUUCAUACCCACCAGCGGGUAGUUCACCAGCUGCAACAGAGUGGUGGAGUUGCGCAGAGCAACGGGGACCGCGGACAGAGAGCACGGGGGAGCGGAUGAGGCACUCGGACCUGCCAGGUACCCACUACCAGCAGGAGCUGACACGCCUCCUACUGAGGGACAUGACACUGGAUGGUGAGGAGCAGCUUGGAGGACUAGCUUUGAGGGAGCAACCUCUGUCCACCUCUGCAGUCAAUGUCUCUGGGACUUUGAAACCUCAGGAAGAACAUGCGUCUCUGAGGGAACCACCAUCAGCCCUGGACCGACAAGAAUUUUUUGGAACGUGUGUGAAGUGUGGGAAAGGUGUGUAUGGUGCAGAUAAUGCCUGCCAGGCUCUGGACAGUCUCUAUCACACUCGCUGCUUCACCUGUGUGUCUUGCGGUCGCACCCUUCGAAACAAAGAUUUCUACAAUGUUGGUGGUUCAGUGUACUGUAAGGAGGAUUACAUGUUUUCUGGCUUUCAGGCAGCAGCAGAAAAAUGCUGUGUGUGUGGCCACCUGAUCCUUGAGCAGAUUCUGCAAGCCCUGGGGAACUCGUAUCACCCAGGCUGUUUCCGCUGUAUAGUCUGUACCAAGACUCUGGACGGCGUUCCUUUUACAGUGGACUACCUCAAUAACGUCUACUGCGUUGCAGACUACAACAAGACUUUCGCCCCUAAAUGUGCUGCCUGUUUACAACCUAUUUUACCUGCUGAGGGCAGUGAGGAGAUUCUCAGGGUGGUAUCCAUGAACAAAGACUAUCACUUUGAGUGCUAUCACUGUGAGGAGUGCGGUAAGCAGCUCUCAGAUAAACUGGGCUCUCAGUGCUUCCCCCUGGACUCCCACCUCCUAUGCCACCCCUGUCACAUGAGCAGGGUGUGCCCCUCUCACAACCUGCCCCCACACAACUCACACUGAACAGGGGGUGGAGAUCUUUCCGUUGGACCAACAUACACUGCUUUGUAAUAUGUACGCGUAUUUGUGACCAAGAUUAUUUGUAACUGUCUGUUAAAGUAUUUGCUUUUUCUGUUUGUUCUUUUCCUUUUUGCACCACCUGCACACACACUGCAACACUGAAAACAGGUGGUGUGAUGUUUGACUGACUUCUCAAACUUGAGGUCCUACAUUUCAAGAUUGGAACUGGAUGGGUGUGUCCCUCUAGUGGCCAGUAAAUUCAGACAGAAUCCUGCUGAUUACAUUUUCAGUGGCAGGAUCUCUCACUGUUAUCAACCGUACUAAGUUAUUAGGGAGAAUGAAACGUCAUGUUGAGCUACUGUUUAUAUUCUCAUAUCUGCUGUAGGAAAAAAAACUAAGGGAUUAUUCUUAACUUUUUAAAAAUAUUUAAUAUCACUAGCAAAGAUUUUGCACUUAAAUGAACAUGUUUACCUUUUAAGAGAUUUUUUUUAAAAAGAAAUGUUUCUGCAAAAAAGUAAAAACAUUCCUGUAUCUGUCUUUAUUAAUAAACUUCUUUCUCUCACUUUUGCAUUGGCUUUUUUUUUUUGUUUGUUUGUUUUUUUACAUUUUAGCUUUUAGGUGCAGCACAAUGAAUAUUAGAUUCUUUGCAUAAUUUCUUUUUAAUUACAAAAUACUUUUUUUUAUUAAACAAACCCAUAAUAAAGUCAGUCACCAUGUCAUGGGUGAUCAUCUCUGGGUUACUGAUCGGAACUCUUGUGGCCCUUGAGCAAGGCCCUUAGCCUUCUGUACUCCAGGGGCGCUAUAACAUGGCUGAUGCAGCACUCUGACCUCAGCUGCAACAUAACUUAGAUAUGCAGGGAAAUUAAGUCCACACCAGAGCAGGUUGAACACCACCUGUCCAUGAGCUCAAAUCUGCAUAAUGAACUUGUUUAAAAGUGCCUUAAAAUUAUAAAAAAAAAAAAGAAAUAUUUGCCAACAACCUUUCCUUUAGUCACUUUUUUAUUCUUUGUACAUUCGGCAUACUCGAAAGAAAAAAAAUAAUCAAAAAGCAAAUAGGAAUUUCUCUUUUUUUUUUCAAACUAAAAAAGAAAAAAGUUAAAACAUCAUUAAAACAUGUAUUGUUCCUCUCUUGUCUAUAACUGUUAGUUUUCUCCCUUAUCUGAAACUCGGAGUACAACACUAAAGAACUGAGAGGACUACAGACUGCCAACAGGACACGGGGGGGUGGGGAGACGCGACGCGACGAUGGAGGCAGCAGCAGGACGGGGAGAGACGAGACGUGUUAAACACCUGUUAUCCUUCAUAACAGCACCUUUCUAGAAUUAACAUCAGACAGAUACGCAGUAGUCACCCGUUCAGUGCAGGGUCUGGAAGGGUGCGGCCGUGACCCACAACACACCACCGUUCGCCAGAGUCAAAGGCCAAGACGUUUCGCUUUGAGGGAUCUUUUUGGUCAACUGAAGUGAAUUAAAAGUCUGAGAAUGAAUAAAACAAUUUAAUUUGAAAAUAAGUACAUGGCGAGAUAAGCCAUAGAGAACUCCAAUUAGAAUCUAUAAAUAGAAAUUAUCAAGGGCUUCUUAAAAAAAAAAAAAAGAAA